AUGGACAAGUUGUUGAUUGGAGUAAGAGCUGAAGAUAAGUCUUAUUGGGAAAGGAGAACUCCCAUUCCUCCCCAUGAUUGCAAAUAUAUUAUGGAAAAACAUCCUUAAAUUUAAAUGGUUAUACAACCAUCAACAAAAAGAAUUUUCACAGAUGAACAAUAUUUAGAAGUUGGAUGCCUAGUUUAAGAAGACUUAUCCUAAUGCAAAGGCAUUGUUUGCAUUAAAGAAAUCCCGCUUGACAAAUACAUUGAAGGAAUGACUUAUUUGCAUUGGUCUCAUACAAUAAAAGCUUAGCCUCACAACAUGCCUGCAUUGGAUAUGAUGUUAAAGAAAAAUAUUAGACAUUUGGAUUAUGAAAGAAUUUAUGAUGAAAAAGGCGUUAAUACUACUGCAUUUCCAUAUGCAGGAAUAGCAGGAAUAAUAACAUUCUUGAAUGAAUACGGAAAGUAUUUACUCAAAAGAGACAUUGCCACUCCAUUCCUCCAAAUUGGCCCAACUUAUUAAUAUUUUAAUAAAAAAGAUGCUUAUUAAGCUUUGAAUGUAGCAGGAUAAGCUAUCAAGGAAAGAGGACUGCCAAAGGAAGCUGGAUUACCUAUUAUUAUUGGUGUUUUGGGUUCAUCUGGUUUAUGUGGUAAAGGUUCAAUGGAAGCAUUAUCCAAUCUUCACGUAACAUUGGUUAAACCUUCGGAAUUGAAAGAAUUAGUGAAUACUCCAAACGAUCCUAAACACAGAAAAACAGUUUAUGUGUGUCCGUUCAAAACAACUGAUUUAGUUAGACAUCAAGAAGACUACGACAAGGAAUUUACUUCAGCAGAUUAUUACAAUCAUCCAAAUUAAUACACCCCUGUUUUCCAUACCAAAUAUUUACCAUAUUUGACUAUCAUUGUUAAUGACAUAUAUUGGGAUCACAAAUUCCCUAGAUACAUUACAAAUUCAUAAAUGAGAGAUUUAGUUCAAUCAGGAAAAAGUAGAUUAUAAGCUAUAUGUGAUGUUACUUGCGAUAUGGAAGGAUCAAUUCAAUUCUUAAAGAAAUAUACAACACCUGAUAACCCUGUUUAUUUUUAUGAACCAAUUUCAGAAUCAAUUCAUGAUGAAUUUGAUGCAAAAUCACCAAAAGACAUUAUGUACAUGUCAAUAGAUUUUUUACCAUCUCAAUUACCUUAUGAUGCUAGCAUCGAUUUUGGUAUUGCUCUUAGAGAUAUUGUACCUCAUCUUGCAUAUUCAGAUUCAAGUAAACCAUUAGAGGAAAGCGGUUUACCAGUGUUUUUAUAAAAUGCUACCAUCACUCUACAUGGAUAAUUAACUCAUAAAUUUUAAUAUAUUACUCAUUUAAGAAAUAUAAAUGAUUAAUUAAAGGAAGCUGAAAGUUUCUAACCUAAAAAGGCCUUAAAGAAGGUUCCUUCCUAUUUGGCCAUCAGAUUAACAGGACAUUUAUUUGACACAGGUGCUAUCAAUAAAAUCUUAUCAGUAGUUUAAUCUGGGUGCAAAUUCAACAUUGUAGAUAUUCAAGCAGGCCAAUCUGAUAAUUAACAAACUUCUUGUUUGCUCUAAUUGUACAGUAAAGACAAAGGAUAAUUAAUGGAUGAAGUUGAUAAAGUCAUUUAAUUAUGUGAGACCCUAGAUAUCUAAGUUGAGACAGAAUGA
This is a messenger RNA of Paramecium tetraurelia, 1644 nucleotides long. RefSeq lists its product as uncharacterized. The record is from RefSeq and is a predicted model, not a curated record. The transcript has 5 exons. Gene Ontology annotation, cellular component: cytoplasm. Lineage: Eukaryota; Ciliophora; Oligohymenophorea; Peniculida; Parameciidae. Gene Ontology annotation, molecular function: saccharopine dehydrogenase activity.